Molecule: messenger RNA, 461 nt
Organism: Penaeus monodon (black tiger shrimp)
Lineage: Eukaryota; Metazoa; Arthropoda; Malacostraca; Decapoda; Penaeidae
Exons: 4
Coding region: 99-440 (113 amino acids)
Source: RefSeq, a predicted model, not a curated record
GUUAGAGCUUCGUCUGUUACGCCUACAACGUUUAGCUGCUCGAGAGGAGAUCGGUGAUUCUGUAUAACCCUUUGUCACGUGACCUCAGCAACACCAAGAUGGCGGCCGAAGGUUCGACAUUCCAGACCGAGGGAAGAGACAUUCUUUUCACCCAGGACUCUUUCCCAUGGCCGGAAUUUUCACCGUCCUUUUUCGACGACGUGGUGGUUAUGAGCCUAAGCGUUAUCGUCUUCUCUCUCGCCCUCUUCUACAUCUACGCCAAGCCUGCGGUCACGUCGAGGGGGAAGAGAGAUGCAGAGGGGGAGGAGGGGGAAGGCGGGUACGAGUGGCCGUCAUUAGCUAGAAGGAACAGGCCCAUGCUCCAUAUUUUGUCCAGGGUGUUGGCAGCGGUGGCCGACGGGAUCCAGCGCUACGAAGGGUCCAGGACGCCGAAACUCUGAGACAUGCGCUUCGAGACUCAG